Molecule: messenger RNA, 1566 nt
Organism: Oryza sativa Japonica Group (Japanese rice)
Lineage: Eukaryota; Viridiplantae; Streptophyta; Magnoliopsida; Poales; Poaceae
Source: RefSeq, a predicted model, not a curated record
AACCAACAAACAAACCAAUUAAGCUAGCUCUGAUGAUGAAUGAUGAUGAUUCCCCCGUGAGAUUGCUACCUCCAUUUGCUAAAGCCAAUCCCACCGAGAUCGCUUCUUCACCGGCGCUAGCUACCGUCGCCAUCACCUCCUCCUCCGACGCGCCAAGAGAGACCCGUGCUUUCUUGCUGCGUGGUAUAUACAAUUGCACACUUGCUCGAGCAAUUUAUUAGUAGGAGUAGUGUCGCUUCGUCCUCACUCUCACUCUCCUCCACUGAGCUAAGCUUAGCUUAGCUUAGCUUCUCCUCCCCGCUUCUUCUUCUUGCCCAUCCCACUCGCCGGCCGCCGCCAACCGGAGAGGAGGCAAGAACGGUGGUGCGACAAUGCAGCCGUUGCGGCCGAGCCCGGCGGCGGGCGGGUGGGCGGGGGUCGCCGGGGUGGGGCCCACCACCGUCGACGAGGCCUCCAUGGAGCGGAGCAAGAGCUUCGUCAAGGCACUGCAGGAGCUCAAGAACCUGCGGCCUCAGCUCUACUCCGCCUCCGAGUACUGCGAGAAAUCCUACCUCCACAGCGAGCAGAAGCAGAUGGUGCUGGAAAACCUGAAAGAUUAUGCUGUACGAGCUGUCGUCAAUGCUGUUGAUCACCUUGGUACUGUUGCAUACAAAUUAACGGACCUGUUUGAACAGCAAGCUUCUGAGGUCUCUACGGUUGAGCUGAAGGUUGCACGCUUAAACCAGCAAAUCCUCACCUGCCAAAUCUUCACCGACAGAGCAGGCCUCAGGCAGCAGAAGAUUGGUGGAACAACUUUUAAACAUCAUAAGCACUAUAUCCUACCAUCUACCGGUCAUAAAAGAACUCAAGCUGCACGCCUGCAAACAGACAAUGGUCAGGAUUCAAAACCUAAACCUUAUCCUUCAGCCAAGACCCUUUCAUGGCAUCUGUCUUCAGAGAACAGCAUUUCGACAACUGGAGCACAGAAAUAUACAUUUACACUAGGGGAUACUAUAUCGUCUAAACCUGCAUCAAAUGGUUCCAUGUACCUUCUAGGCAAGGACAUACCUGCUUCUCCCAUGCACAAGCCUCUGCAACCGAAUGGGAACACCAGUUUUGAUGCUAAGAAAAAUGUUGGUUCAAAGGACCAGCCUGGUUUCAUGCAUAUGUCGACAUUUAAUGCAUUGGACAAACCUAGAGGGCGUGAAAUCCAAAAGGUUCCAGUUAGCACUAAAAGCAUGCUAGCUACCCUCUUUAUCAAGCACAAGUCAGCAAAGACGAGAAAGGCCUCAGUUCGAUGAUUAGUUCCCGUUUGUGUGUGUGAAGUGAUAUCACUGUAAAGUUCAAGCAAGAGGCUUAUUGUAAAUCUGAUUUUCGCUUGUGCGGUUUAGAGCUGAAUGUGUAAGUGUCAAUUUUUCAGGUCAGCAUCAGUGGUGCCAUUCCUGUUGAUGAACAAAAUGUAGUAAUUCUGCAUCAGCGCCCAAUCAGUUCCAUGUUGUUGCUGUGCUAUUCUGCUUCUAAGAAGCCUCGGCUUUCAGCAGACAAUAAAAUUCAUAUUCGAAAUGGAGCUGCUGGCUUGUAGAGAUA